UCUUUUCAAAGUCGUGCAACUCCUUAAAUUUGUGUCUUAAAUUACCUAAGCUUUUUAAUAGCUGUUUAUAAUUAAUCUCUUUAUCCAAUUAGUGCAUUCAGUGCGGGUUUGACGUGCAGUUGUAAAUUUUAUCAAGGUCUGAACAGUGCUGGUCUACAUAUGUAGACCACGUGACUAACGACGUUACUUUUUCUUGCGGCAAUAUUACUUGAUAUAUUAAAUAUUUGAAUUAAGUUCAGAUAAUAUUAUGUCUGAUUCCAAAAAAAGACGAUUGGAAAGCAGCAAAAAUCCUGAAGUAUGGGAAAGAUGGCUCUCCGAACUAUCAAGUAGUCAAGAAAGUGCUAUGGAUGAAGAAAACGAGACGGAGGUUGACGAAGAUACGUAUAUCAAUGUGAAUGCUGCUGAAGAGAGUGACCACGAGACCGAAUCGGAACUAGAAGGAUCAAGCGAUGAUGAAAUUCUUUCAGACGAUUCUGGUGCAUCUCAUCCCCAAAAUUUCUAUUUAGGAAAAGACAAUGCCACUAAGUGGAAGAAAACCAGACCCAAUUUGCAAGUUCGUAUUCGUUCGCACAAUUUAAUCAAACUUUUGCCGGGUACGAAAAGGAAAUUGAGUGCCUAAAUUUAUUUGUGAAUGAUUCGGUUAUAAGAAUAAUAACCGUUUCCACAAAUUUGUAUAUUCGAAAAGUACGGGUUAACUUUGAAGAAGACAGAAUGAAUCAAGAUGCAAGAGAAACCGAUGACACCGAAAUUCGCGCUUUCAUUGGCAUUUUGUUUUUGAUUGGCGCUCUUAGAAGCUCGAAACAAGGAAACGGGGUUGAAUCGUGCUACCUAGCGAUGAGCGAGAAACGGUUUCGAUUUCUGAUAAGAUGCCUGCGAUUUGAUGACAUCAAUACAAGGCAGCAGAGAAGAGCAAUUGAUAAAUUGGCGCCUAUAAGAGAAGUUUCCUGGUCAACUUUCAAAAUAAUUUUAUUGGUAGUGAGUUUCUUACUGUGUAUGAACAACUAUUAGCAUUUAGAGGACGUUGCGCGUUUAAGCAAUACAUUCCUAGUAAGCCGGCCAAGUUUGGCAUUAAAACUUUCGCGAUGGUGGAUGCAAAAACGUCUUACACUUUUAAUUUGGAAACUUAUGUGGGAACUCAGCCGGACGGACCAUACAAACUUAGCAAUAGUGCGGAAGAGAUAACUCUUCGAUUGGUAGAGCCAGUCGCAGGAACUAAUCGCAAUAUUACUGGUGACAAUUGGUUC
Anastrepha ludens (Mexican fruit fly) is the source of this 1244-nucleotide messenger RNA. RefSeq lists its product as uncharacterized. Bases 248 to 619 code for a protein of 123 amino acids. Lineage: Eukaryota; Metazoa; Arthropoda; Insecta; Diptera; Tephritidae. The transcript has 2 exons. The record is from RefSeq and is a predicted model, not a curated record.